UUCACAUCAGUAAGACCGGCAGCACUGGCUCGUUCGAUUUGUAUCGUCGCAGUACGUCCAAAAGCUGUGCGAGUAAAUGCGUUACGUCGUCGCGUCGCGGCCCAAACAGUGCAUGUAAAUUCAUACCGGAGUACUUCUUAUCAUCCGUUUAAUUACUUCGGAAAAAAACCUACCAUUACGUGAGGCAAUUUGUUUUAAAAUUGUGAUGCCUUCGUCGUAAACAGUUUACGUGAAAUCGAGUACGAAAAUUUCGCGUUUUACGUAAAAGUUUCGCGCCUUUAAAAAUGGCCAAUGAACUUAAAACGGCCGAGAUGUUAAACUCAAAGGUGGCAUCGGAUAAACAGGAGAACGUACAGUCUCAAAACAACCCUAGCAACCGGGAUGUAAAUGGAGUAAGCGACAAAAAUGCAUUGACCAGAGUAAAUGAUAACAAAACAGUUCUUGACAAAAAACCAACAGCAAAUGGCGAUAUCAAACCUCCGUCUAGUUUACCUGAAUUAAAGAAAGAAAAAUCUGCCUUGAAGACUCCUACGAGGAAAAUCUCCCCAAAAUCACCAGAAAUUGGAUCUGCCAAUUCGUUGGCAGAUAAAAAAAUACCAAUGAACAAAGUCCAAGUCGGUGCGGCGCCGUCACCUAACCUCAAAGUAGUCCGUUCGAAAAUAGGUUCAUUGGAAAACUACACUCAUAAGCCAGGCGGAGGUAGAGUGAAAAUAGAAAAUCGUAAAUUAGAAUGGAAAGUACAACCGAGAAUAGAAGCGAAAAACGAUAAAUAUGUUCCAACUGGAGGUGAUAAAAAGAUAACCCAAGUCAAAUUACAAUGGAGUGCGAAAUCAAAAAUCGGUUCUUUGGAGAACGCCACUCAUAAGCCAGGAGGUGGUGAUAAGAAAAUAGAAAGCGUUAAAUUGGAUUUCAAGGAUAAAGCGAAGCCUAAAGUUGGAUCCAAAGAUAAUAUCAAACAUGUACCUGGUGGUGGUACUGUGAAGAAAACUACCGACGUCGUCGACGCCAAGAGUACUACAUCUAAUAUCGAAGAUCAAAAACUAGACAUCAAGGCCCAAAGUAAAGUAGGUUCUUUAGAUAACGUAAAACACCGACCAGGCGGAGGUGAUAAGAAAAUAUUCGACGAUAAGGAAUACCUCAAACAAACAGGUCUUACCAAUGAAAGCUCUAAAGCUAAUAGCGUAACCACAUCUGGAUCUCAGGCACCUGAGGACCCUCAGAUUUGCUCUCGAGAUUCGCAAUCGCAACAAAAAGAGAAUCAAACCGCAGCUCCAGAUGCGAUCAUUUGUAAAAAACCAGAUAGGAAACUAGACAAGGAUCAAGUGAAACCGAAAAAUGAACCGAAGAGCCCCAAAAGUGACAAAAAAUCACAACCAUCUACGCCAAAACAAUCACUCUCCGCCGAAAGUAAACCUACAUCUUCACAUCCCGAAAAAGUAACGCCAGCAAAAUCCAGUACAAAAGUUCACGAAGAAAAAAUCGAUCAAAAAUCUAAACCAAAUUCGACCAUGCCAGAAGUUAAACCCGAGCUUACAAAAAUUCCUAGUAAAGAUAAAAUCAAAACCGAUUUCAAAAGCAAAGUUCCUACAGCUCAGCCUAAAGAACUUGUGAAAAUACCCAGCAAAGAGAAUUUCAAAGAAGAAAUAAAACAAAUUCCUGCAAUACAAGUAAAACAAAAUCUCGAUUCUGUUUCGAAAUCGGAUGGAAAAAAAUUACCUGAUAUGAGCAUUUCUAGAAGCGAAAAUUUAAACGAAAAUAAGCCAAAAUUGAGCAAAGAUGAAAUUAGGAAUGAAAAUAAUAAUAAAAUAGAAAUAACAGCGGUGGAUAAAAAACCAUCGGAUGUACAAGUCCCUAAAUCAGCAUCAGAAAAUAAAUCAAUUUCGACGACAAAACCUCCUGUUGAAGUGAUCGUAUUUAAAAAGCAGAAUUCAAAAUCUCAAAUUGAACCUAAAUUAAAUAUUUCUGAUACCGGUAAAAAAGAAGAAAAGAAAGAAUCGAGUAUUCAAGAUUUGAAACUUGACAACGUAGAAAAUAAACCAAAUAUUAGCUACAGCAAAGUAAAAGAUGAUCAAGUAAAACCAAAAGACCCCAUUGAUUCGAAUAAAUCGAGCACAGGCAGGUCUGCAAAUAUCGAAGAUCCUAAAAUAGACUCGAUUAAUCCAAAUUUAAAAUCCAGCAUUGAAAAUGACACCAAUAAAAGUAAAGAUCAAUCAAAAUUAUCCACAAAUGUUCCAAAAGAAAAUAUCACUGAUAAAAAUUCCAAUAACAAGGAUGAAAGUAAAUUAGCUAAGGUGAACGAACAAAUCGAAACACCGAAAAAUUCGAAUCUAGAUCAAUCAAAAUUAUCUACCAAUGCUCCAAAUCCAAAAGAAAGCAGUGAUUCGAAUAAUGAAAAUAAAUCGACCAAAAUAAACGAACAAAUUAAAACACCGAAUAAUUUGAACCCUGAUCAAUCAAAAUUACCUACCAAUGCUCCAAAAGAAAAUAUUGAAAAUAAAUUGACCAAAACGAACGAACAAAUUAAAACAUCGAAUAAUUUGAGUACUGAUCAAUCAAAAUUACCUACCAAUGCUCCAAAAGAAAGCAAUGAUUCGAGUAAUGAAAAUAAAUUAACCAAAACUAACGAACAAAGUAAAACACCGAAUCAACCAAGCUCCAAAUUGGACGAUGAUAAAUCAAAAUUACCAAAACCCGAUACCAAUCAAAAGGAUAAUGUCAUUCAAGACUUGAAACCUAAUUCUAUCAAACCUCCUCCCGAGAUCAAUACUACAAGCGAAACAUUCAGUCCAAUUUCUAAAACUGCUGUAGAAACUAAACCUGCUGACUCAAUGUCUCGUACCACUGCUGAAUCAAAAAUCUCCAAUAUCCCUGUUCAAGAUGAAAAACCACCAUUACCAAAUCAAACUGUACAUCAAAGUCAAAUUUUGGCUACAAAUGAAAAAACUGAACCAUCUGAGAAAAAGAAUUCCGAAUCAUCUUCAAAUUCGAGUACAACAUCACAAAAUCAACAGGUACCUUCCAUUCCUUCUUCGACUUCGGGAUCGAAAUAGAAUAAAAAAUCUACAUACACAACAGCUCAAGUUGCACCAACGCUUUCGAUAUUAUUCAACAUCUAUAACUAAGAAAAUUAUAUAAUUAUGCGUUGAAAUUGAAUGUGAUAUUUAAGAAGCUGGCGUUUGAUGUUAAAAACUUCGUGAUUUUUGUACUUUCAUUAAGUUCUUUGCGUAAUUGUUUCUCUUUUUGAGCAUGUCUUUUUUUAAUUCAAUGUAAAACUGAUUCUUGUGUGUAAAAACUAAUAUCAUUCUCUUCAUCGAGCAAAAAAAAAAUGUUAAUCUAGGACUACACAGGCUUACUGCCCUUUUUCAAGCAAUCGAAUCAACGCUAGAACGAAAAUUUUGAUUACCAUGUUUGUAAAUUCUCAGGAAUACGAAGUACCUAUUUCUAUUUCGCUUAUGUCAAAAUUAUUACCAGUAUUUAAUUACUUUUAUGUCACUUGAAGCUAUGUAACAAAUUGUGCAUUACAUGUUGGUUGCUUUUUUCCAAUUUUUAAAUUAAUAUUAUUGUUUCUAUUGAACGUGUCUCCGUUUCUUUCUUAAUUGAACUUGGUCUUUGAAAAAUCAAUUUUUAUUAUUGCAAAGUGUUUAACCAAAAGUAAAUAAAAAUUAUGAACUAGGUAAAUAUACAAAUAAGAAAAUAAUUUAUCAUAUUCUGAGAUACCUUGAGAAAAAAAUAAUUAAAUUAAAGUUAUCCUCGUCAUUGCUAGCAACACCAAAAAGACAUGAGGUCAAAAUGAUAUGAAUUAAUUCGUUCACAUUUACAAUAUCCCUUACGUGGUGCUGACAAACAUGAUAAGUACCCACUGACAACAAUUCAUCUUGACUCGAGAUUAUUAAUUAAACUUAGAGAAAUUUUAAAUUUCAAUAUCAAUGUCACCCCGAAUAGGUGAAAAUAUCAAAUAUAUUAUUACGUUAACUAAAUAAUAAAUAUCACUAGAUUAUUCGUUCACAAUUAGACACAAGUGUCCUAAUGAAUGUUUCAAAAUGAUAUGAAAAACGAACGUUACAAAAAUGAGACGGUAAGAAGCAAAUCGCAAGUUGGUAACAAAGUAUCUGUCGCAUGUUCAUUUUAUCCAUAGGAUGAAAAAGAUAAUAACGAUGACUAAUUAUUACGAUUUCUUUUCAAAUAUUCUUCUUUUUUUCGAACGACUUCUUCCAACUGAAUAGUUUUGACUAAUGUAACGUUCUCGAAAUACGGAUCAUCGAGGAUCCCUUUGGCAGACAUUCUUUUACUCGGAUCAUAUUUCAACAUUUUCUGUGGAAAAAAUAUUCGGGUAAAUGACAAUGAAAAAUGGCACAAAAUACGAUAUCUCGAAACAUACCUCCAACACGGGGAUAGCUUCUUUAUCGACACUUGGUAAGAAAUCGCCCAAAUAUUGAGGUUCCCAACGAGGAAACAGAGGUUUGUAUUCUUUCAGGAUCGUGACUCCAGGCCAUACAUCUUCAUCGGGUGUUCCGAGUGUUCUAAAUAUACGAAAUAACUGGUCGAUUUCAGAAUCACCUUCGAACAAGGCUUUUUUCCUAAACUAAAAACAACAAUGUUGAAAAUACUUUUCACAGAUAGUCUCUGGACCAGAUGAGCAUUGAAACACAUACCAAUUCGGCAAAAAUACAUCCCAGGCUCCACAAAUCCACAGCCAUUGUGUAAACUUUACAUCCUAAUAAGAUUUCAGGUGCUCGAUACCAUAAAGUUACAACUUCGUGAGUCAAUGUUUUCAAAGGCAAACCGAAACUGCGUGCGAGUCCAAAAUCACCCAGUUUAAUAUGACCAUCUCCGUCGAUUAAUAAAUUAUGUGGUUUCAAAUCACGAUGAACAAUUCGAUUGGUGUGACAGUAGUGGAGAGCAUUCAGUAAUUGAUAAAUGAAACUCUAAAUCAAAGAGGAACAUGUAAAUGAACUAACUGUAGAAAUAUUCGUCAUAGGCUUACAUUAAAUGAAGAAAACAACCACCUUAAUCAAUUGAGGAGGUAUAGGCCCAGAGGAUAAGUCGAUGAAUUGCCUCAAAUCAAUAUCCAAAUACUCGAAAGCUAGAUACAAUCUAUUGGCAGCAUAUAUAACGUCGAUUAAAUGAAUAAUAUUCGGAUGAUCCAAUUCCUUCAGUAAAGAUAUUUCUCUCAGAGCUGUAGAUGGAAUCCCCUCAACGUAGCUGAAAACAUACCAAUAUAAAGAUACCGAUUCAAAACACCAAACACGAUGAGAUAAUACUCUACUUACGAUUCAACUCGAAUCUUCUUCAGUGCGAUGUAUCUCUGUUGUAUGAUAUCCCAGGCCUUGUAUACGAUCCCAUAAGUACCCUCGCCGAUUUUCUCUUGAGCAUCGUACUGUGCCGAGACGGCCUGAGGCAUACUCGACUGAAUUCCGCUCAUAAUGUCAUGCCAAUCUGGAAACAAGUAAGACGAAAUUACAAGCUGAUUAGUGAAGAACGUAGAAGACUUUUCAGGACGUUGUCUACGAUUCAGGAAGAGAAGCAAGGGCGUGUAAAAUCAUUAGGAAACAUAGGAAAUGAAAACUGAUAAUAACGUUGAACUUUGAAGUCUAUGUUAUAAAACAAGCGAACGGUAGGAUUUCGUUCACAAAAAUAGACAUUAUAAUAGAACAGAGAGCUGAAUUGAAACUAACCUCGUAACGUUGACCAUAUUUAGUUCCACAUCUUCACCACUUAUCACUUGCAGCUGAAUUGUAAAUAGCCCAUUAUUGCAUUUUACGAGGAAAAUUCGUCGUCCCAAAUUCGCGCCAUUUAUCAAAAAAAUAAAAUUUUCCGCAAAAUUUUUGUUGGCUUUGUAUUCAUUUGUGUUCGAAAAAGUCGAUACCUAGAUAUCGAAAACAGAAACCUACUUUCUUCGUUUCGUUAUUUCGAAUUUUUUCAACGAUUUCAGCUCAAAUGCGAUAUUUUAUACUCAAUUUGAUGAAAAUGUGCUUUUAAAAAACUAGACAACUCAUUUUAAUUACUGAAUAAUUCUAAUUAUUUGAAAAAAUAGUGAAAUUAAAUCUAAUAUUGACCAUUACAAAUUGUAUUACAAAAUGAUCACUUUUUUUUACCGAUGAAUUCGCAUACCCAAAAAGCCAACGAUGAGAACACAUUGUUCAUUUUUCUCAAGCUCGACUUCUCGCUGUCGUGGAUUCGUGCCGUCAAAUUUAGUGAAAACGUCCGGGGUUUAUCUAAUUUUAACUAUGUAAAUUUGAUGUUAUGUGUUAAAAAAGAAUAAA
Planococcus citri (citrus mealybug) is the source of this 6263-nucleotide messenger RNA. It is a transcript of the gene tau, whose product is annotated as microtubule-associated protein tau. Gene Ontology annotation, biological process: neuron projection development; microtubule cytoskeleton organization. NCBI's taxonomy places the organism in Eukaryota, Metazoa, Arthropoda, Insecta, Hemiptera, Pseudococcidae. The transcript is spliced from 8 exons. Gene Ontology annotation, molecular function: microtubule binding. The coding region runs from base 285 to 3050 and encodes 921 amino acids. The record is from RefSeq and is a predicted model, not a curated record. Gene Ontology annotation, cellular component: neuron projection.